Messenger RNA from Epinephelus fuscoguttatus (brown-marbled grouper), 2788 nucleotides. RefSeq names its product phosphoinositide-3-kinase, regulatory subunit 6b (gene pik3r6b). Gene Ontology annotation, molecular function: 1-phosphatidylinositol-3-kinase regulator activity. Gene Ontology annotation, biological process: G protein-coupled receptor signaling pathway; positive regulation of MAP kinase activity. Gene Ontology annotation, cellular component: phosphatidylinositol 3-kinase complex, class IB. The transcript has 18 exons. Bases 216 to 2444 code for a protein of 742 amino acids. The record is from RefSeq and is a predicted model, not a curated record. Lineage: Eukaryota; Metazoa; Chordata; Actinopteri; Perciformes; Serranidae.
UUCCUCCUAUGACUCACUCACUUGCACAACAAACACCACCUGUCAUUAUCACAUUAUUUCACUCUAAGGUAGCAGCAGCAGCGGCGGCAAAGAGCAUUUAUAAGAAGAGACGAUGCAAUGGUGAGCGCUGGAUCUGUGCAGACAGUGUGUACAGUGAACUCUGAUCGGGAGCACACGUUCCUGAAGUUAUCCUGAGACUCUGAAGAGCAGAAAAGAUGGUUGAUCUCACAGCUGAUGUGGUGCUCUCGCCUGUGGAGACCAGCCUGUACAACAACGUCCAGGCUCUUCUCAAAGAGAUGAGGAGCCAGAGUUCUUCACAGAAAGGAGUGCACAGAUGGAGCCUUCAGAAGAAGCUGGAGGACGAUCCGUCCUGCAGCGUCUCACUGAUCAGAGUUCUGGUCAAAGAGCUGGACAAGAAGCUGAAGAGAGUCAGCAAGAUUCACAAACCACAAUCCUACACGCAUGUCAUUCCGAUGCUUCACACUCUCUACUAUGCAGUUAUUCAGUCAGGUGUGAUGAUUCCCAGCAGCCUCUACCAGACAGUGUACGAGUGUUUGAUGAAGCUGCUGAUAUUACCAUCGCCUUACUCUGCUGUGGCCCUGCGCACGCUGAGGAGCAUCAAGAUGGAAAUGAACACACCAGGCUCCUUGUAUCAGAAGAGAGUCACUGCAGAGCAGAACCUGAACAACGAUCAUUUCACCUGGCAGGAAAAGGUGUUUGUGCUCGCUGACCCAGCUGUGUUUUCGGCUCCACUGGAGGCAGCAGUGAGAAAACACUUGGAGGCGUCAAACUUUCUCAGGGACACGACAACCAUGGAGAUCAGUGUGGUGCUGCGUGUGCUGCAGGCCGGGCUGGGGACGAGCUGCCACAGCUCCAGACUGGCUCAGGCUCUGGAGGCUUUAGAGAAACAUACAGUAGAGAAAUAUUUCCAGGAAGUGGUCUCAGCUGUGGAGAAGAGUAUGAAGCACGGUGCAGGUGGUCGUACAAUCUAUCUGAACAAACUAAGAAACAUAUACGGAGACAUCCUGACUGCCUCUAAAGGAAGAACAACGCUGGAUCAUGGUUCUGUGUGCAGCAAUGCAAUGCCCUAUCCAGAGAUCAACUUCCUGUUAUGGAGUGAUGAGGAUGAUCUAUGGGACCUGCUGGCAGACUUCGCCCAGUGCUUCCACUCUGACUCAGCCAGUGUUGAUGAAGAUGAGAAGGGCAAAAGAGACAGCGGGAUAGAGAGAGAUAUAAAGGAGAGCGACCCCGACGACACACUGCGGUCUUUGGCCACAAAGCCCGGGUCAGUAAUCAAACGGAGAAAUGCCUUUAAGUCCAUGAAGCCAGCAGAUAGACUGAGCCUUAUGCAGGAGAAGAUAGAUGUGUUUCCUGGAAGCUCUGCUGUCGUAAAAGAAGACAGGAGGCGUCACACGGCACGUGUGGUGGUGAUGGGCGAUGACCGUGUGCUGGGACGACUCGCCAGGACUUAUCACUCAAUUCGAGAACGAGAGUCAAAACGCCUUCUCCUGACGAGGAAACUGAAGCUACAGUUGUACUACGUCCCGUUCUCUAAUGUGGAGUCGUUGCUCAGUUUACCUGUGAGUCACGCUGAGUCGCUCAAAGCGACACAGACAGACUGGUAUUUUGUUGAAGACUCACAGGACAGCCCGUGUCAGAAUGGAUGCAGAUUGUCUCUGGCCUCCACGCUGGGAAGAGUGGAUCCAUGGUACAACAGCAACAUCAACAGUCUGGGAGCUACAAUCUCCAAACUGGCUGAAAUGCACUCUGAUCACAGCGAGCCACCAGAGCAAAGCCUCCCUCUGCUGGACACUCUGUGUUACUACCUCCGCUGUGGGAUGCAGCCCGUUAACCUGCCGCUCUAUUCUGUGAAGAUGACGCGCUCCAGCUGUGGCGUGAGUUCGGUGGUGGAGGACGUGUUUGUGUCUCACCUGGACGCAGACAUCCCUGAGUUCAGACACCUGAAAGAGAAGUUCACAAAGGAGCCCUCUGCACGCCGAAAGAAGUCGACAGUGGAACUCUUUGGCGCAGUCAUGUCAGUCAGUUAUUCAAAGAUGUCUUUGAGCAAAAGAAAAGUCAAAAUGGGAGAGGCGCCCAUGACAUGUGGCGUGAUGAUUACAUCAGAGCCAGCAGCUUUAACAUCAGGCGAGGAUCACCUCACUGUCAGGUUUGACAGUCUGAACCCAGGAUACAACACAACGAUCCAAACCCAGAACAUCAGCAUCAGGACGAUGGAGCAUCGAAUGCUCUACGUGUGUCUGGACAAGGACUCCCGCAGGACCUACACUGAUGUUCACAGGAUUGAGAUUUCUCCGUGCUUGGAUCCAGGCUGCAGCAUCCGGUCCAGGUUCAGUGUCAGUCAGGAGCGAGAGCCGCUGAUCAGCAAGUAUCUGGACAAAGUGCUGUCGCUGCCCAUCAACACCUUCACUGGAGUGACGGCCUGAGAGACGUGAGCCGUCCACGCCAUGUGUACAGAUGAUGCUGCAUCAACACCAGAUGAUGUGUCACAAACCAGUGUGUAUAAAUGUUAUAAAUGACACAGAGGGUUAAAAUAAAGUAUUAACAACAUUUUUUCUAUUAUAUAUAACAAUAUGCUUUUGUUAUUAAAAUACUUUAACAUGGUAACUAUUUUUAAUAUAAGAACAACACACAUGCCUAACUGCUGUAUGAAUUUGCUGAGCUGGUCAGAGACACAUUUACCAUCACAAGUUCUCUGUUUGCAGCGAGGGAACAAAUGAAUAUGUAACAUGACCUCAUGUGUGUUGAAUUUGGAAAUUUUGUUAAUAAA